Messenger RNA from Oreochromis aureus, 3931 nucleotides. RefSeq names its product host cell factor C2 (gene hcfc2). The record is from RefSeq and is a predicted model, not a curated record. Gene Ontology annotation, molecular function: transcription coactivator activity; protein binding. The transcript has 17 exons. Bases 248 to 2539 code for a protein of 763 amino acids. Gene Ontology annotation, cellular component: histone methyltransferase complex. Gene Ontology annotation, biological process: regulation of DNA-templated transcription; chromatin remodeling. NCBI's taxonomy places the organism in Eukaryota, Metazoa, Chordata, Actinopteri, Cichliformes, Cichlidae.
GCAUCAAGAAUAUGUGCUUCCACAGAAAAGUUCUCCAUCUCUUCACGUUAUGGAUUUAACAAACUGCUCUGGAGUACUCUUCAAGCUCCCAAAAUCUGAUAUACAAAAAAAUUAAGACAAACCAAAGACCAGAGUGAGACUUCCUAUUUGUUUGGUCCUCUUUGGUUGAAGUUCCUGAUGCCCUCUCCGGUCCGCCCCCAUCUUUAAAGCGUCAACAGCGCCAAACUUUGGGCUCCCCAACGGGAAAAUGACGAGCGGCGAAGAGGAGCCGCAGUGGAGGAAAGUGCAUUCCGUUACAGGAGUGAUACCUCGGUCCAGGCAUGGACACCGUGCAGUCUCAAUCCGAGAGCUCAUCGUCGUUUUCGGUGGUGGAAACGAAGGGAUAGCGGAGGAUCUCCAUGUUUACAACACUGUCUCAAAGCAGUGGUUUCUACCUGCGGUUAGGGGUGACAUCCCUCCUGGCUGUGCAGCCCAUGGCUUCGUUUGUGAAGGUACUCGAAUACUGGUCUUUGGUGGAAUGGUUGAGUUUGGGAAAUACACCAACAGCCUCUAUGAACUCCAGGCUAGUCGCUGGCUGUGGAAGAAGCUGAAGCCAAGGGUACCCAGAAAUGGCUCACUGCCGUGCCCUCGGAUCGGACACAGCUUCACUCUUGUGGGUAAUAAAUGCUACCUGUUUGGAGGGCUGGCCAAUGAUAGCGAGGAUCCCAAUGGCAACGUGCCAAGGUAUUUGGGAGACUUGUAUGAAUUGGAGCUCCAGUCAGUGUCAGGGGCCAGAGGCUGGAACAUCCCAGACACAAAGGGCCGUGGUCCUUCUGCACGGGAGUCCCAUACAUCAGUUGCCUACACUGGCCUUGGUUCCCCGAAGCUUUACAUCUUUGGAGGGAUGCAAGGAAGUCGGCUAGAUGACCUCUGGCAGCUUGAUCUUGACACAAUGGUUUGGUCAAUGCCGGAAACAAAAGGUUCCACACCACUUCCCAGAAGUCUUCAUUCGGCUAGUGUCAUCGGAAACAAGAUGUAUGUUUUUGGCGGCUGGAUUCCUGCUCCAGAGUCAGAGACGCACAUUGCUUUAGGAACUGAAUGGAUCUGCACUAACUCACUGAGUGUUCUCAACUUAGACACUAUGACUUGGCAGAACCUUGGCCCAGAGCAGAACGAUGAUGAUAUAGAGUCCCAGCUGCAGAGCCAGGGACCACAGACCGACGAUCCAUAUGCCUGCAGGCCAAGAGCCAGGGCUGGCCACUGCGCCGCUAGUGUCGGUUCCAGGCUUUAUGUUUGGAGUGGUCGUGAUGGAUACCGCAAGAGCUGGAACUACCAAGUGUGCUGCAAGGACCUGUGGUACCUGGAAACAGAUCGACCAGCGACCCCAGAGGCAGUACUGCUCAUCAAAUCUACUGUCAGCAUGCUCCAUGUGGCAUGGCGUCCCCUGGCUGCGGCAGACUGCUAUAUCCUCCAGAUCCAGCCUGCAAGUUCCCCCAGGACUACAGUCAGUGGUCUGCUCCCCAAACCAGCGGAUCCAACAGGAGUAGAUGGUCAGAAUGGAAAGGAAAAACAAUCUGCUGAAACCGCAAACCGAGAAGAGAAAGGAGCAGCACAGGGUGCUUUGGUGCAGCAGGAUACUUCAGCAAAAUCUUCAAAUGGCUCAGCAGGCAGUCAAGCACAGGGUGGGAGGAUCGAUGGGAGAGGCUUGAAAGAGGACUCUAACCUAAAACUCUGCACUGCUGGGCAGGAGGCGGCGGCAGCAGCAGAUCUCAGCAGCUCAGCUCAGCUCCAGUCAGGCAAACAGCCGGUUUCUGCAGACAAGACAGCAGAUCUUUAUGCCUGCACAGAUCAGGUUCGGCAGAAUCCGGACAACGCUGUGUGGUUUGAUGUCGGCGUGUUCAAAGCACUUUUCUCUGAGGUCAGCAACUACUACCUACCUGCUGAUGGUGAACAGGUGACGUCUGCCAUCAACAGUUGGGGAACGAACACUAAAGAGAAGCUGCCAGGGCCUCAGGACUACCAGGGCAGAGAGAAGCAGGAGCUGGCUACUGGUCAGACGUACAGGUUCAGAGUUGCAGGCAUCAACUGCUUUGGCCAGGGAGAUUUCAGCCCAGUCAGCGAGUUCAAAACCUGCCAGCCUGGCUUCCCUGGAGCUCCCUCUGCUGUUAAGAUUACCAAGGCCACUGAUGCAGUCCACAUCACUUGGGAGGCUCCUUCAUCUCCAUCGGGCCGGAUCCUGGAGUAUUCCAUGUACAUGGCAGUGAGGAAGAGCCGCUCAUCCACUUCGGAUCGGCCGGGUCAGAUGGCGUUCAUCCGGAUAUACCGUGGCGCCAAGACGUCCUGCUCGGUCAGUUCCAGCCAUCUGGACAACGCGCACAUCGACAGCUCUGCCUCCAACCGACCAGCUGUCGUCUUCCGGAUCGCUGCAAAGAAUGAGCAAGGCUACGGCCCAGCCACGCAGAUCCGCUGGAUUCAAGAUCCCAGUACACUGCGAACAUCACUAUCCAAAGCUGACAGCAGUGCUGAGGCUGACAACGACGCUGCUGACAGCUCCAGCUGAAAAUGUUUUAGGGAAAGGACUUUUCACUCAAGAUGCUGGCAAAUCUAUUUCCCAAUAGUUUUGUUAAUUUAUUUUUAAUCUAUUUAAUUUUUACCUUGUAAAUAGAUUUACAUUUUCACAGGCUGUUUGGCCACUGGUCUGUUUUAGUUAAGGUGUUUUGUUAAGUAAUGAUAUUAUUAUAAGAUGUAGAAAACACUGCAAGUAUUGUUUGAAAUGCAUUCAGGAAGACCUGAAGACACCUCAGUGUUUACUGAACAGCCACUGACAGGUUAUGAGAAGGAAACACGAGUGGUCCUUUUACAGGCCCCACUGGUCCCACGAGGUUAUGAAUAUCAGCAAUGUCGCUCAUGUUUUUGUAUCGUACUCAGCCACAUGUUACUGCAAACAUUUCCGUUAUACAUCUAUAUCAUUUCAGUUUGAUUUUUCUUUGUCUUUACAUCAUUUAUCUCACUGUAAUGUUAUGUGUAAUACAUCAGUGCUUUUAUUAGCAAGUUCAAAAGCCAUGUACUCUUAACAUACAUCAGUGCUUUUAUUAGCAAGUUCAAAAGCCAUGUACUCUUAACAUACAUCAGUGCUUUUAUUAGCAAGUUCAAAAGUUCAAAAGCCAUGUACUCUUAACCUAUUUCUGACAUAAAAUUUCAUUUCAAUAUACUCACAUAGCCACAGAAAACAGUCAUGUACUGGGUGAAAGGUAUUACAUCUUUGCCAUCUUCUCCAUCGUGUUACCGUCUUUACCAGGUGCAGUAAAGAUGCCACACUUUUUACCCGUUUCAUUUUCCUCUUAUAAAAGACUCCCACUGAUCCAUAUAUAGUGUCAUCAGUUAGCCAUUGGAGUUUACACUGAUUAAUUUGAUGUUUUUAUAGUUCAGAUUAUAUCAAUCUGGACUGGUUUUCUUGAAGAUUUGAAUAUAAAUGUCAUGAUAGUAUCAGCAAACAUCAUCAGCCUGUAAUUGUCCUAAAGAGGAUACUCGCAGCUUUGCAUGGACCUCAAUAAUGUACAGACCACAGGCAGUUAUUACAGAGGCUGGGUGAAAUACUGUUGCAAUAUAAUGGAAAACAAAAACAAAGGUGUGAAUUUACAUUUUUCACUUUUAAAGCAGUGACCAGAGAGUGCACAGAGUUUCUAAUGACAAUCAUUAGUGGCACUGUAUAGGAUGUAAAGAGAGGUGCUCAAGAUACGACCACCUGCUGGAUGCUGUUGUAACACCUGUGUGUGGGCCGGUGGAGAUGUGCUUCAGCAUCUUUGGUCUGUUUGUUGCUCUGGAUCAGCAGCAGCUUCUUCUGGUAUCUAAUUGCAGAUGUGUGCAGGCUGCUCAGGUCUCACAGGUGAUGAAGUCUAAUGUGUGUAUUACUAAUCGAUGUGACCUGCAAUAAAAAAAAAAAAAAAAAAAA